CCCCAAACAACACACGGCGCCGGCGCUCAAUAAUGACGCUAUGACGUUGCCCUGUACUCUUGACGACAACAAACAUGGAGGAGUAUGCCCGUGAACCUUGUCCCUGGAGGAUAGUGGACGACUGUGGAGGUGCUUUCACCAUGGGUGCAAUUGGAGGAGGGGUGUUCCAGUCGAUCAAGGGCUUUCGUAAUGCCCCUGCAGGUGUCGGACACAGACUGAGAGGGAGCGCAAACGCAGUGAGAGUAAGAGCUCCCCAGAUUGGAGGUAGCUUUGCUGUAUGGGGAGGGCUCUUCUCCACAAUCGACUGUGGUUUAGUUCGCUUGAGGGGGAAAGAGGAUCCUUGGAACUCCAUAACAAGUGGUGCACUGACUGGGGCCAUCCUAGCAGCACGCAGUGGGCCGUUAACUAUGGUGGGCUCUGCCAUGAUGGGGGGGAUUUUGCUCGCUCUCAUUGAGGGUUUUGGGAUCCUACUAACAAGAUAUACAGCACAGCAGUUUCAGAACCCUAUUCCUUUUGCAGAAGACCCCAGUCAGUUACCUCCAAAGGAUGGCGGUCAGCAGCAGCAGCAGGAGGCGAAGGGGCAGUUUCAGUAGAGACCAGCUGUGGACACAGUGAGUCAGACCAGUGGAUAGUGGCUGCAGAAGGUAUCACCAGGAGACUGAGAUACUGGUACCUACAGCGGUGUCAAGUAGUUGCACUAUGUUCUUAAACCUCAGGGGUAAAUUACUGCCAGUUUUAGUUAUUUAUGAGUGAAUGUUUGUAUGUAAACAAAGAUCCUUCUGACGAACCUCAUGUUUGCACCUCCAGCAUCUCAUGCAAUGUAUUUUCCAUUAGUGAUUAUUCAGUCUUCACUGUGACAUUUAUGAGUUAAAGCGGCAGUAGGCCAACCUUCUGCUGCCUCGUAUCACUUUGCUAAGCCCCUCCCUCCAAACCCACACCUUUGAACGGCAACCUCAGGCCUCGUGGCUCCCGCUCUCCAGAGACCCCAAUCCCUCUGUCUGUGAUUGCACCUUGUCUUUUCAAAGACUCCCCUCCAGAGCAGAGGGGGUGGUGGGGCCCCGAGGCUUCAGGGGCAGCUGCGACAAUGUCUAACAGUGGGAUGAGAGGAUGGUCCAGACAUCUUGUCCAGUACUGCCUCCAGCA
This is a messenger RNA of Morone saxatilis (striped sea-bass), 1143 nucleotides long. It is a transcript of the gene timm17b, whose product is annotated as translocase of inner mitochondrial membrane 17 homolog B (yeast). Gene Ontology annotation, cellular component: mitochondrial inner membrane; TIM23 mitochondrial import inner membrane translocase complex. The coding region runs from base 75 to 593 and encodes 172 amino acids. Gene Ontology annotation, molecular function: transmembrane protein transporter activity. The transcript has 6 exons. Gene Ontology annotation, biological process: protein import into mitochondrial matrix. NCBI's taxonomy places the organism in Eukaryota, Metazoa, Chordata, Actinopteri, Moronidae. The record is from RefSeq and is a predicted model, not a curated record.